Molecule: messenger RNA, 1578 nt
Organism: Rosa chinensis
Lineage: Eukaryota; Viridiplantae; Streptophyta; Magnoliopsida; Rosales; Rosaceae
Product: disease resistance protein RPP2B
Exons: 2
Coding region: 1-1578 (525 amino acids)
Source: RefSeq, a predicted model, not a curated record
AUGUUCCCAAAGUUGGAGAGGUUGAACUUAAGUUUCUGUAUGAGUUUAUCUGAGUUGCAUCCUUCUGUUGGAUUCCUUGAUAAGCUUGUCUACUUUGAUAUUAAGGAUUGCUAUAACCUUAAGAUGUUUCCAAGAAUAGUCAACAUGAAAUCUCUGCAAGAAAUUAGUUUUGAAGGCUGCAAGAGGCUCAAAAACUUCCCAGAAAUUGUAGGAAGGAUGGAAUCCUUAAAACGCAUGAAUUUGUCUAGAACUGCCAUCAAAGAAGUGCCUUCAUCAAUUGGAUAUGAUCUCUUCAAUCUUCAGGUUUUGUAUUUACAAAAAUGUGAAAACCUUACGAAUCUGCCGCUCAGCAUUUAUGAGUUGCAAGAUCUAAGGUAUCUUCAACUCAAAGGUUGCACAAAACUGGUGUUAAUUCCAUUUCUGAAUAAGGAGAAAUACUGUGAAGUUCUUGCUCCAACGUCUAACUCAAAUAUUUCACAUUACGGCAAGGCAACUUCUAUCCAGGAGGCUGAUGAUGAUGCUGAUGAUGGUCAAGGCAAUUUAGCGUUUCCUUCACUACGUUACUUCUUUGUGGGAGGAUGCUAUACUUCAGACUGUGAUUUCCUUGUGACGCUUGGUUGUGCCUCCACCUUAAAACAGCUUGAUUUUUCAGAAAGCAAUUUCGUUAGUCUUCCUGCUAGCCUUCCAAAAUUUAUCAACUUGGAGUGCCUUAACUUGAGUGGGUGCAAGAGGCUUCAAGAUGUUCUGGAGCUUCCACCAAAUUUGAAACGGUUAUAUGUGAGAGGUUGCGUGUCAUUGGAAAGAAUUUCAAAGUUAUCAAACAUUUUGAAACAUCAAGAAUCGCAAAUGUUUGAGCAGCUGGACUUGAGCAAUUGCUGGAGACUUUGUGACAAUCUGGUGCAGGAGGCAGAGAAAAAAGGUUUGUUAGUGAAUGAUGGUGAUCAUCAGGUGGAGGUUGAUCUGUUCUCUCUUUUUCUCUCUUCCCAGAAGUCUGCAUUCAGGGUUGUAUUUCCAGCAAGUCAUGAAAUUCUAGAGUGGUUCAGCUGUCAAAUGGAUUUCAAAGGGAAUGGACUAUUUGAAUUUUAUAUUCAAGUCCUUCCUAAUUUCAAAUGGGAGAACACAGGAUUAGUUCUAUAUGUUGCUGCCGAUGAGAUGCUAAAUUGGGGAUUCGAAAUUCGUAUUAAUAAAGUACUGGUGCGGAGUAAUUUAGAUGAUCGUUUCUGUAAAGGAUUUCAUGAAGCUGAUUCGGCCCGUGUGUGGCUGCAUUAUAUUCCGUUCGAUAGAAUUGAUAUGCGUCUGUUUGGUUAUAGGCGUCCGCUGCCACCUUUUCAAUGUCGAGUUACUAUUUAUCAAACUCUCAAUUCUAACGUGGUUCCCUUGAAACGCUGCGGAGUUCACCUGGUAAUGCCACCAAAUGAAGUGUGUAUGAAACUAUCCCAGACACAGAAUCUCAGGAAUAGACUCAAAGCAGAGGUCUAUGUUGAUGAACUCGAAUCAAGUGACUCAAACAGCAAGUUGGCAUAUAGCUCAAGAGAAGAAGGGCCGUCAGGACUCAAGAGAGGCCGAAUUGAUCUUUAA